ACAGGAAAGGCUGAGCGCAUCUUCCCGCUGUUUGCUCAAAGCUGGGGCGAGCCGCGCUCCCCAGGCUGGCCUCGCCACCUCGGCCGGCGGCGCGCCAACGCAUUGCCAAGUGGCUGGUGGUCGCGCAGGCUGACUGGAAGAGGGCGCAAGACAGAGCAGCGCCUGGGAAGUUUACAGGGAAUCCCUUUCCUUUGGCUUCCGUUGGCCCUACUCUCAAGUGCGAUGCAGCGGUGGCGGCGCGGGCGGAGGGGCGCCUGGCAUGAACUUGGACGGUGGCGGCAGGACGACCAGCACCAGCACGGGCAUCCACAGCAUCCGCGAAGGCGGCGGCGGCGGCGGCAUGAGCUCGGUGAGCUGCGGCAACGGGAAACUCCGGCAAUGGCUGAUUGAGCAGAUUGACAGCAACAAGUACCCGGGCCUGGUGUGGGAAAACGAAGAGAAGAGCAUCUUUCGCAUCCCCUGGAAGCAUGCGGGCAAACAGGACUACAACCGCGAGGAGGACGCCGCUCUUUUCAAGGCAUGGGCGUUGUUUAAAGGAAAAUUCAGAGAAGGCAUAGAUAAGCCAGAUCCUCCCACAUGGAAAACACGUUUGCGCUGUGCUUUAAAUAAGAGCAAUGACUUUGAAGAACUAGUUGAAAGAAGCCAGCUGGAUAUAUCAGAUCCAUAUAAAGUGUACAGAAUAGUACCAGAAGGUGCCAAAAAAGGGGCAAAACAACUCACUAUGGAAGAUCCACAAAUAAUUAUGAAUAAUGCUUACUCUAUGAAUUCAUCAUAUACUGCACUACAGUCUCAGGUGCCAAGCUACAUGAUGCCUCAUGAUCGUAACUGGAGAGAAUAUGUUCCAGAGCAGUCUCACCCUGAUAUCCCGUACCAGUGUGCGGGCAUGCCUUUUGCAGCUCGUAACCAUCAUUGGCAAGGUCCAGCCUGUCAGAAUGGCUGUCAGGUAACUGGAACCUUUUAUGCUUGUGCUCCACCUGAGGCUCAGGUUCCUGGGAUCCCAAUAGAGCCAAGCAUAAGGUCGGGUGAAGGUCUUCCACUGUCAGAUUGCCGGUUACAUAUCUGUCUAUAUUACCAUGAAACUCUUGUAAAAGAAGUUACAACUUCAAGUCCUGAGGGCUGUAGGAUAUCUCAUGGUCAAAAUUAUGAGGUCAGCUGCCUGGAUCAAGUUCUGUUCCCUUAUCCGGAAGAUCACAGUCAGAGAAAAACCAUAGAAAAAAUGUUAAAUCACCUGGAAAGAGGAGUAAUACUCUGGAUGACAUCCGAUGGGCUCUAUGCUAAGAGACUUUGCCAAAGCAGGAUCUACUGGGAUGGUCCUCUGGCCCUUUGCAGUGACAGGCCUAAUAAACUGGAACGGGAGCAGACAUGCAAACUUUUUGAUACUCAGCAGUUUUUAUCAGAAUUACAAGCGUUUGCUCACCACGGGCGGCCAUUGCCUCGAUUCCAAAUUGUGUUAUGUUUUGGAGAGGAGUUUCCAGAUCCGCAAAGACAGAGGAAACAAAUUACAGCCCAUGUUGAGCCAAUGUUUGCAAGGCAGCUGUACUACUUUGCACAACAAAACACUGGACCUUUUCUAAGAGGUUAUGAUAUGUCAGAACAAGUUGCCAGUGCAGAAGAAUAUCACAGAUCUAUCCACCAUUCAUCUGUUCAAGAAUAAGCACAUGAACUUUGGGGCUUGAAGUGUUGUUGUGAAAGCUGAGCAUCAUACAAGAAUAACUGGAUCACAAAUAAGAGAUGUAAAUCAAUGCUUGGAUUUUUCCAGAAGGUGAAAAAAGCUACUCAAGGACUGGAUAUGGGCAAGCCUAAUAAUACAGUAGAAUGAGUAGCUGCUCUCCGCCCACAUUUUUUGGAUUGCUAUACCUCAGAUUCUGCUGCUGGGGCUAGUUGUGAAAAUGGAUGAAAUAUACUGUAUGUUUACAUGUUCUUAAAUGAGGACAGUGUCUCGCGGACAGUUUGAACUUAAGAGUCCUAAUUAUUUAUUUGAUUAGAAAUCUCAGGGCAGGAAUUCCUAGACUGAUGCAGCAGUUUACAUGCUACAGGGUGGCACUCAGAAAUGCAUGUGAUAAAUUGAAAAUAUAUUAUUUUGAAAAUAUUAUGACUAUGGGAAUUUAAGGUUUAGGUAGUGAAUGUUGCUGUGUAAAGGUUUUUUUCUUUCUUAAAACAAAUUUAAUUCCUGACAUUUUUCUAAUAGAUUUUAAAAUAUAUUGUUGCUGCUGUUGCCACACAGAAAAUAAGCAUGCAUAGCCCAUUCUACAGGUAUAAUUGAGCUAAUAAUUCCUGAUAAAAAUACUACAUUCUUAUACAAUACUGUAUUAUUUAUUCAAUAGAUACAAUUUAUUUCAUGUUAAAUUCAAUAAGCAAUCAAAGCCUCUCUAUAAAACAGUGAGGUUAUGGCUGCAAGCCUAGACACACUUUCCUGGGAGUAAAUCAUAAUUACUUAAAUGGAGCUCAGUUUUGAGUACACAUGUAUAGGAUUGCACAGAUAUCUUCAAGAACAUAACCAAAGAGUGAAACACAUUGUUUAUGGAGGGAUCGAGAAUGAUCUGUGUAAAGCUAUAUUUAAGAAGUUAUUAACCCACUUACAAAUCUACAGCAGUUGAACAAUCAAAAUGGUGUUUGGAAUAACUUACAACUGACUUCAUUGUGAGAAUUAUAUCUUUUGUGUGAUAAUAUUGACAAUUAUGGGUCCUAGUGCAGGACGUAGUUAAGUGGACUUAAGUAGCUUUCUGCUUGAUUGUGACUAUGAGUGAUUUAUAGUACAUUUUUACUAAAAAGUAAAGGAGGAAUUUAGGGUCUAGGUAUUUGGUCGGACACAGUCAUAUAUAACAGAGGACAAUGGUGAAGUUACUUAUAAAAGUACCAAAGCAGACUUCUCUUUCCUGUGUAGAAAUAUAUAUAUUUUCUUCUUAGUUAAAUGUGUGUUAUACUUGAAUUUCUAAUCAGGGACUCAUAUACAUUUGUACAAUCAGCACUAGACUUUUGAAUUUGUGCAUCUUAAAGAGGCACAUUGCCUUGGGAUAUAAUACCAAUUCCCCUAACCCCAGACAAUGGGGUUCCUGUGGUUGUUCUUCAUCACUUAGCACAUUUUUCAUGACACAGACCGCAGUUACUUACUAGGGCCUAAGUUACACUGGAUGCAGUUGGAUUUACAUCUGAAUGAGUAAAGUUAGCAGCCUUACUUUUCUUAAAGUUGGGGGUGGGGGAGGACCAACAUUGCAGUUUUGUUAUUCUUAUGCCUUAUUUUCAGGUAUGCACAUGUGUGUUGUUAUUGCUCAGUUUAGAAAUAAUACACACAUUCGUUACAUGCAUGUAUGACCCUCACUUGCUUUUGGUUGUCUAUGUUAAAUAAUCAUAUCACAGAAUAAUAUUCAUUAUGCCAAAAAGGAAA
Molecule: messenger RNA, 3385 nt
Organism: Pogona vitticeps (central bearded dragon)
Lineage: Eukaryota; Metazoa; Chordata; Lepidosauria; Squamata; Agamidae
Gene: IRF4
Product: interferon regulatory factor 4
Biological process (GO): immune system process; regulation of transcription by RNA polymerase II
Cellular component (GO): nucleus
Molecular function (GO): RNA polymerase II cis-regulatory region sequence-specific DNA binding; protein binding; DNA-binding transcription factor activity, RNA polymerase II-specific
Source: RefSeq, a predicted model, not a curated record